CCAACCUGUGUCGUUCACCCUGAGCACCCUCGGACUGAGGCCCAUCGACUGGCGGUCCGCGACAGCUGGCGCCCUCGAACAGGGACUUGAAGGACAGGUGAUCUUUCUUUUUCUUUCUUUCUCUCUCUUUUCAGGUUGAAGGCGACUCUCACCAGGGAGCUCGAGUCCCGCCGGUAAAGGCUGACCGGUUAAGCGAUGCCGAAUCCCCCAUCUGGAUUCCGGACCGGCUCAUCAAACCGGCUCCCCCGGAAGAUCAGACGCAGGAGGCGACACCUACAACAGAUGAAAAGCCUGGCGACACAAAUGAAGAAAGUGAAAGUACUAUCGAAACCUCCCAAGAUCACGUGGACACAGAUCAGGACCCUGGUGAAACAAGCUAAACAACUUAUUUUGACACAAAACAAUCCUUUAACUCCUACCAUGUAUUUUGUAGCUUUCCUAUCUCUUAUAUCUACUCCUAAAGUAGAAAGUGCAGCUUAUUGGUCAUACAUUCCUAACCCGCCACUACUCCACCCAGUGGGCUGGUUAGAUCAAGAUCCUGUUAAAAUUCUAACUAAUGAUUCCCUCCGGCUGGGAGGCUUACAAGACUCAGAGUCUAGAAGCCAUGCUGUGACGUUAAUUAACUUCACUGGUAGAGCCGACUCAAUACCUAUUUGCUUUACCCUGAGAGGCAAAGCACCUCCCUUUUGUUUACCUACGAGUUAUAAAGUAUUUUUAACUGAUGCUCCAGAUCCUAAUGAUGCAGAAAAACGUUAUGUUUGGGAAUAUGAAUUACAAACUAUUGGAACAUUUAAUUAUAAUGAAACCUGCUUGGCAGUGAACUGGCUGCCUAUUCCUAAUUAUAAAGAAAAAUAUAAAGAUAAGAACCAAUUCUGGGAAUCAUCUUUAACUAAAACACCUACUUGACUUUCUUGUGGGUUUCCAGAUGCAGCCAACAAACAUUUUCCUAUGAAUUCAGAAACAAUCAUCUGGGACUAUUCCCCUACUUCUUGUUAUAAUCAUGAUAAAUAUUUAUCAAAACAGUUAAAUAAAUACCAUCAAUACAGAUGGUCUGGCACCCCUCAACCUAUACAACGAUGGUUUACACCUGGUUUAGUUGAACCCAUAUGGGUUGCCCAGGAAAAGAAUAAAACUCAAAUACAUUAUGAUUUAUUUAGACUCGUUGCUGCAUCCAACUUAAUAUUAGAAAAGAAACCCGGUAUGACUAAACCUACACCAAUAUCAGUGAGAACUUGUGUUGGAUAUCCAUAUGCUUUGCUUCUAGCUCCUAAUAAGUACUUAACUAUUACACAGUUAAAAAAUUCCUAUCACAUAACCUGUACUGCUUGUAAAGUAACCAAUUGUCUUACUUCUACUGAUUUGUUUAAUGACAGACUGUUUAAUUCUGUAUUAAUUGUGAAAAGACCGUCUUAUGUACUGUUACCUGUAGACUUACAAAAUGAUCCUUGGUAUGAUAACUCUGCCUUACAAGUUUUACAUACUGUUAAUGAAUUAAUUAAACCUAAGA
Messenger RNA from Nycticebus coucang (slow loris), 1507 nucleotides. Its product is annotated as endogenous retrovirus group K member 19 Env polyprotein-like. NCBI's taxonomy places the organism in Eukaryota, Metazoa, Chordata, Mammalia, Primates, Lorisidae. The transcript has 2 exons. The record is from RefSeq and is a predicted model, not a curated record. The coding region runs from base 196 to 906 and encodes 236 amino acids.